Psammomys obesus (fat sand rat) is the source of this 375-nucleotide messenger RNA. RefSeq names its product 60S ribosomal protein L31-like. The record is from RefSeq and is a predicted model, not a curated record. NCBI's taxonomy places the organism in Eukaryota, Metazoa, Chordata, Mammalia, Rodentia, Muridae. Gene Ontology annotation, molecular function: structural constituent of ribosome. Bases 1 to 375 code for a protein of 124 amino acids. Gene Ontology annotation, biological process: cytoplasmic translation. Gene Ontology annotation, cellular component: cytosolic large ribosomal subunit; ribosome. The transcript has a single exon.
AUGGCAACUGCAAAGAAGGAUGGCAAGAAGAAGGAACAUUCCACCAUCCACGAGGUGGUGAGCCAAGAAUACACCAUCAACAUUCACAAGCGCAUCCAUGGGGUGUUCUUCAAGAAGCCUGCUCCUCGGGCAAUCAAAGAAAUUCAGAAAUGUGCCGCGAAGGAGAUGGGGACUCCAGGUGUGCACUCCGAUACCAGGCUCAACAAAGCUAUCUGGGCCAAAAGAGUAAGGAACGCUCCACAUCGCAUCCGAGCACGUUUGUCCAGAAAACAUAAUGAAGAUGAGGAUUCACCAAACACACUCUACACAUUGGUAACUUAUGUGUCUGUUACCACAGUCAAAAAUCUACAGAUGGUUGACGUGGAUGAGAAGUAA